ACCAAAACAAACCAGCGGAAGCAACAACACUUUUUACAUCGUCGUUGGUUUUUGCUAUAUUUAUAAAUUAAAAAACCAUGAAUUUGAAGUAUAAGCGCCGUUACGACAGCCUCAAACGCUCCAUUAAGAGUUAUCUGCUGGAGAACGCUUCACUCACCGAUGAGAUUUGUCACCUCCAGGCCGAGUUAUCUCGGUCCAGGAGCCAGAGGCUUUACCUGAUUGAACGCCUGAUGUUUCACGAGGGUCUGGAAAAACCAAACAGCUCUCGGUCGAGUGUUACCAAUGGAAAAAUUGAGACUACUGAGAAUAGUGGAGGAACGAAGAAAAACAAACCGGUGGUUGUGCAAAAGAAAUCCAACGAUGAUAAGGCCAAAAGUGUGGCUAUCGUACGGAAAAAGAAGUCUGCGUUUCCCAUGAACUUGAACAGCAUAUUGCUGCACUCUCUGGGCGAGAUAAUAUCGGUGAACCCCAACUUUCACAACGAGAGUUGGAUCUAUCCGGUUGGCUAUGUGGCUACCAGGAUCUACGCGCAUCCAAAGGAUCCGCGCAAGAAAUGCGUGUUCACCUGCAAAAUUUUGAAUAAUGCGGGAAUCCCCCAGUUUCAAAUAAUUCCCGAUAAUGAUUUGGAUGGAGUGUUCUUUGGGGAAAGCGCCAACACCUGUCAUAUGGAACUUUUGAACACCAUCCAGAGAUCGCCCAAUGUAAAAGUUAAGAUUCCCUUUGAGGUCCAAGGAGAGGUUUUCUUUGGUUUGUCGAAUCAGAAGACCCAGUCGCUGCUUAUGAUAGAUCCUGGUUUUCCCCAGUGUACCAAUUUCAAAAGCUUCGCCGUACCAAAUAGUAAAUCUAUAAAUAAUGCCUCAAUAUCCUUCGAGACACUUCAGGCGUUUCUUACAUGAUAAAGAGUUUUUGGUCCUACUUUACAUAUAUAGUAGGAUUUCUAGAAGCCCAUAUACCCUAGUUUAUAAGUCCCAUAGAUGCAUAUUUUUAAGAAUAAAUAUUAUUAUCACUUCAUAUAAAA
Drosophila kikkawai is the source of this 1018-nucleotide messenger RNA. Its product is annotated as transforming growth factor beta regulator 1. Gene Ontology annotation, biological process: regulation of cell cycle. The record is from RefSeq and is a predicted model, not a curated record. Gene Ontology annotation, cellular component: nucleus. NCBI's taxonomy places the organism in Eukaryota, Metazoa, Arthropoda, Insecta, Diptera, Drosophilidae.